Molecule: messenger RNA, 963 nt
Organism: Blastomyces dermatitidis ER-3
Lineage: Eukaryota; Fungi; Ascomycota; Eurotiomycetes; Onygenales; Ajellomycetaceae
Exons: 3
Coding region: 250-963 (237 amino acids)
Source: RefSeq, a predicted model, not a curated record
AUGGUGGUGGGAGUGGUGAGAAUGGUGAGAUCUAGAAUGAACAAGGCUUCCAUAUGCAGGAAACCCGGCCGAGGUGCAUACGCACCGGGUGCCACAUAAGACGGGCCUGACGCUCACUGCCUACGUCCGUUGGGGUGAGGGAUUUUUGCCAUUGACAGCUAGCCCAAGUGAGGGGAAUGAAACACACGGCGAUCCUUCGCGAACUAAGCACAGAGGUGGAGCAAGCAUGCAAGGCGCUUUUUUUCCAUCAUGGGUUGCAGUUUGAGCACAGGGAGAAAACGCGUCGCAGAAGCGGGGUUGAAGGACGUUGUUCUCAGACAGUACACAUGGCUGGUCGGAGGAGAGGGAGGUCUCAAAGGUCUCAAGGCACCUCUUCCCAGUGAUUUUCUGCAGGUGCCUGGCUGCCGGUCUGCUGGCACAUCCGCCAGCAAGAAUCAGCACAGCAUGGCAGGUCCCUCCAUGCAGGACCCGGCCCAGGCGCCGGAGCGGAGCGAAGCGAAUGCGACGGCAGCACUGGCAUCGUCGGCAAUCGGUAGCGAGCCAAUGAGGCGGGUGAGAAGGAAGAAGGGGGUGCGAGGUGGCGCCAUUAGCACCGGGGGACCCAGGGGGGGGGCCUGGGUCGGUGAGCACAGGAGAGAAAGAAAUGAGAAAGUUGAAAAAGGAAGAGCAAGGCCGUGGAAGAAAGUGGGAGCCGGAGGAGGUUUAUAUAGGUGUCAGACAGGCCUGAUGACUGUGAUGUCACGGCCCACCGACGCGGCGAGCGGGAGUCUAAGCCCGGAACAGACGACGCCAGACCCGAACGGGCGAGGCCAUGCCCGGAUGGGGAGGGCGCCAGGCCGCAACGGGGCAAGCGCGGCGCGGCGGGCGCGAAGCGGCCAGCUCAACGCAAACCGAAAUUAUACAGUUCUGGUGGGACUCACACCAAGAAAUGUAUGGGACCAGACCAAAUGGGACCAAAUGUGA